UUGAAAAUCUACAGUUUGCACAAAUUUUAUUUUUACAUUCAAUAUUAAAAUUGAAAAUAAUCAUAUCACAUCACAAAACAAAAUAAUUCGGAGAUAAUCAUAAUUGAAGACAUUAUUAGUACCUGUUGAAUAGCUUUUCUAGGCAAUAUUGCAAAUGCAUUUCCAUCUAAACCAUGGACUCAACCACCUCAAAUAAAGAAACCCCGGAACAACUGUGGCUAUACCAUAGCAGUAGCAGUAGCACCCCAACAUUUGACCAUUGCAAAACCAAUACCACCAUGAAUAAAGUUGAAGAACUCGAGAAACAAGAAAACAAAUUUGGAGAAUUGACAAACUCAUUGGAGAAGGAAUUACAAGUUUUGGUUGAUGACUCACAAAUGAGAGUAAAUUUCAUUGAUCAAAUUAACGUGAAUAAAGGUGGCGUAGAUAUUGAGGAUGAAUCAAUGAAGAUGCCCGAGAGAAAUGGGGAACCUAAAAAUCCGGCAGAAGAUGAAGUCGGUGACAAUAAUACUAAAUGGUUCAUAAAAGGAAACAACACUAUUAUUAACGAAACCAAAGAAGUUGAGGAACCUCAAAAACAGCAAGAAGACAAAAUUGAAAACGACGCAAACUCAUUGGAGGAAGAUUUCCAAGUUUUUGAUAACAAAGUAGCUGUUGCUAAUCAAAUUAAUGAGAAAAUAGGAAGAACUUUUCCAGAGAUUCUGGACGAACCAACGCACGAGGAACCUGAUUCAGAAGUAAAUGAAAAUAGCGAAACAAAUACUGAAUGGUACCUACAAAGAAUCGACAACAUUAUGAACGAAGCCAAAGAAUUGGAAGCGCCUCAAAAACAGGAAAACGUAACUGAAACUUUCGAAAUCCUAUUAAAUGAGGCUUUAUCUUUUGCAAAAGACACGAACUUAUUUGAGGAGGAUUUGCAAGUUUUUGAUGGAAACAUGGAUCAAAUUGAUAUGAAAAGAGCUCGGGGAUGUGGCACAGAUAUUCAGCAUGAACCAGCAAGGAAGGCUAAGGAAAAUGAGGAACCUAAUGAAGUAAAUAAAGUCGGUGGAAAACAUUUGGAAUGGUUCAUCGAAGGAAACAACAACAUCAUAAACGAAGCCGAAGAAGAACAAGAAGACAAAAUUGAGAACGACGCAAACCCAUUGCAGGAGAAUUUCCAAGUUUUUGAUGACAAAAUAGCUUUUGCUGAUCAAAUUGAUGGAAAAAGUGGAGGAGCUAGUGCAGAGAUUCUGGAAGAACAAACGCAGACAGCUAGGAGAAAUGAAGAACCUGAUAAAAGUCCAGAAGUGAAUAAAAAUACUGAAUGGAACCGAAUCAACACCAUUAUGAACGAAGCCAAUAAACUUGAAGCUCGUCAAAAAAAAGAAGACAAAAUUGAAACUUUCGAAAACCUAUUGAAUAAGGCUCUAUCUUUUGAAAAAGUCACCAACUUAUUCAAGGAAGAUGUGCAAGUUUCUGAUGAAGACUCGGAUGAAGUGAUUUUUGUUGAUCAAAUUGACGUCAAAAGUGAUCAGGGGGCUGGCUCAGAGAUUUGCGAUGCCCCAACGGAGAGGGUUGCGACAAAUGAGGAACCUGAUGAAAAUCCAGAAGUGAAUAGAGUUUGUGAAAAAAACACUCAAUGGUUCAUGGAAGGAAACAACAAUAUCAUAAACGAAGUCAAAAAACCUCAAAAACAACAGGAAGUCAAAAUUGAGAAAGACAAAAACUCAUUGAAGGAGGAUUCGAAAGUUUUGGAUGAAGACUUGGACGAAGUCAUUUUUGUUGAUCAAUUUUACUUGAGUGAUGGGGUUCAUUUUGGAGCAGGCGCAAAGAUUCAAGAUGAACCAACAGAGAGGGCUGACAAAAAUACUGAAUGGUUUAUACCGCAAGUUUUAGACAGAGUGAUGUUUGUUGAUCAAUCUUGUGAUUGGAGUCAUUGGGUAGCUAGCGCAGAGAUUCGAGAUGAACCAACAGAUAGGGCUGAGAGAAAUCAAGAAACUGAUAAAAGCUCAGAAGUAAAUAAGAAUGGUGACAAAAGUACUACAUGGAACAUAGACGGAACCAACACAUUUAUGAACGAAGCCACAGAACUCGAGGAACCUCAAAAACAAAAAGACAAAAUUGGUAAUGUUGAAAACCCAUUGGGUGAGACUUUGCCUCUUGAAAACAUUGCGAACUCAUUGCAAGUAGAUUUGCAAGUUUUGGAUGAAGACUCGGAUGAAGUGAUUUUUGUUGACUUAAAAAGAGGUCGGGAAGCUGACAUAGAUAUUCAGCAUGAGCCAGCAAAGAGGGCUAAGAGAAAUAAGAAACCUGAUGAAAAAAGUACUGCAAGGUUCAUAAAAGAAACUAACGACAUCAUAAACGAAACCAAAGAACUCAAUAAGGAAAAACAACAAGAUGUCAAAAUUGUAUUUGAAAUAAGUGCAAACUCAUUGGAAAAAGAUUUGCAACUUUUGCAUGAAGACUCGGACGAAGUGAUUUUUGUUGAUCAAAUUGACGUGAAAAAUGAUUUGGGAGCUUGUGCAGAGAUUCGAGAUGAACCAAAAGAGACGACUGAGAAAAAAGAGGGAUUUGAAAGUCUAGAAGCGAAUGGAGUUGCUGACAAAAAUAUUAAACGGUACAUAAAAAGAACCAACACGACCAAGAAUUUGAAGGAAAAGGCACUCAAGCAACCUCCUAAACAACAAAAAGUUGAAACUGAGACGUUUGCAGGCUUAUUGGAUAAGAGUUUGCAAGGUUUGGAUGAAGACUUGGACGAAGUGAUGUUUGUUGAUCCAGCAGAAAAUGAAGCUGGACAAAAAAAUACUAAAUGGAAGCCUGUGAUGACAUACCCAAAAAACAGACAGUUACCCAUACCAAAAAAAAUAGAAAAAGACUUUAGCUUGCUCGCAGAUCUCCAAAUGGCUUUCAACCUACCGCUUUAUCAAAAUUAUCAUUUAUGGAAUUAUCCCAAUAAGCUAUUCACUGAAAUACUGUUGCCUUAUGACUGUCCAGAAUAUCAAAUGAUAAGUAAUCUUUUCACAGUCAGAGUCUAUGGGUAUGAGAUUACUCAAAUUUUUAAAAUCGAAAAUCCCUUCAUUUCAUUGCACUACCAUAUUGCCAAAAGCAAAUUUUUGACCCAAAAUGAUGAGGAUGAGCUCGAAGAAAAAUUCUAUUUCCAUGGCACUUGGCAGGAAAACUUGCCCAACAUUUGUCGAUUUAAUUUCGACAGAUCGAAGAUCAUACAUCACAAAUUUGGAAAAGGAAUCUCAUUCGCCUACAAUUCUAAAUAUGCUACUGAAUAUCCAAAAGGUUGCCAACGAUUUAAUAAAAUGAUGGUCGUAGCCAAAACUUUUUAUAAGCACCCAAUUGAAAUUGGAUAUAAAAAUACAAUAGUACCAGAGGGGCCUUCAGAUACUACAAGAAAUCAAGCUCACACUGUUUUGGUGAAAUAUGAUGACGCUUCAUAUUAUCCUGCUUACGUUAUUAACUAUCAUAGAAUCUACUAAGAAAAAGAUGGCAAUAAUAUUACAUGAAUAAAUGACUGUAUUUUUAUUUAUUGAUGAUGGUAAUUUUUUGCAUCUUUUUUCACAUAUAGGUGAAGAGGAGACAUGCCUCUAAGAAUAAGUAGGUAGUGUUUUUCCACAUUGUGGAAUAAAGAAUAAGCAAUAAAACAAAAAUAGAAACACAAAAUACAAAGUAAGUACCUAAUCAAUAUUUCUAGAAAUCACACAUUGUGUAUAACAGGAAGUUCCUUAUUGAUAUUUUUUUGAAAUAACCCGAACCUGCAGCAGUCAGUCCCAUGAGUAUAUUCAAUAGUAUAUUAAAUGAUUUAUCUGGUCUGACUCAUCAAAAUAGGAUAAAAUUUUGCUUACUUAUUGAUUCGCAGAAGUAACAUGACGGGUUUGAUGAGGGCUUUUACCGCUUUUAU
Molecule: messenger RNA, 3889 nt
Organism: Ceutorhynchus assimilis (cabbage seed weevil)
Lineage: Eukaryota; Metazoa; Arthropoda; Insecta; Coleoptera; Curculionidae
Source: the annotation of a GenBank genome assembly